Spizellomyces punctatus DAOM BR117 is the source of this 1149-nucleotide messenger RNA. RefSeq names its product multifunctional nuclease RAD27. Gene Ontology annotation, cellular component: nucleus; cytoplasm. The coding region runs from base 1 to 1149 and encodes 382 amino acids. Gene Ontology annotation, molecular function: 5'-3' exonuclease activity; DNA binding; 5'-flap endonuclease activity. The record is from RefSeq and is a predicted model, not a curated record. NCBI's taxonomy places the organism in Eukaryota, Fungi, Chytridiomycota, Chytridiomycetes, Spizellomycetales, Spizellomycetaceae. The transcript has 10 exons.
AUGGGAAUUUCGGGCUUAACCAAAGUCAUAGGGGAUCACGCCCCAGGCGCAAUCAAAGAGAAUGACAUUAAAAACUACUUUGGAAGAAAGGUUGCGAUCGAUGCUUCCAUGUCCAUAUACCAAUUCCUGAUCGCGGUUCGGCAAACGGACGGAAUGCAACUGACAAACGAGGCAGGAGAGACUACAAGUCAUUUGAUGGGGAUCUUUUAUCGUACUAUUCGGAUGGUGGAGAAUGGAAUCAAACCAGUGUAUGUCUUUGAUGGGAAGCCUCCAACGCUCAAGUCGGACGAGUUGAAAAAACGUGGUGAACGUCGUGCAGAAGCCCAAGCUCAAGCGGACGCUGCUACGGAAGCAGGCGACACGGAGAACUUUGACAAAUUCAGCAGACGGACAGUGAAGGUGACAAAAGAGCAUAAUGAGGAGUGCAGAAAGCUUUUAAGGCUCAUGGGGGUACCAUAUAUUGAGGCACCCUGCGAGGCGGAAGCACAAUGCGCGGCCCUUGCUAGGGCUGGAAAAGUCUUUGCAGCGGGCUCGGAGGAUAUGGAUACCCUUACAUUUGGCACACCAAUUCUAUUGCGACAUUUGACCUUUAGCGAAGCUAGGAAGAUGCCGAUUUCAGAAAUUCAUUUGGAUAAAGCGUUGGCUGGCCUUGACAUGACCAUGGACCAGUUCAUUGACUUGUGUAUCCUACUCGGAUGUGAUUACUGCGAUUCUAUUCGAGGUAUCGGACCUCAUCGUGCGGUCACAUUGAUGAAAGAAUGCGGAUCACUAGAAAAGGUUUUGGAAAAGUUGGACCCCAAAAAGUAUAAUAUUUCAGAAGACUGGCCAUAUAAAGAAGCGCGAGAGCUGUUUAAGAAGCCGGAUGUGGUGGAUCCGGUUGAUAUUGAGCUGAAAUGGGAUGAACCUGAUGAGGAGGGUAUAGUAGAUUUCAUGGUUAAGGAGAAGAAUUUCAAUGAGGAGAGGGUACGCACUGCAGUAAAAAAGCUGGCCAAGCUGCAAAAAACCGCGACCCAAGGACGACUAGACGGUUUUUUCAAAGUGUUGCCAAAUUCGGGUGUGGGUAAACGAAAGGCUGAGGAUAAGAAAGGGGGACCUGCAAAGAAGACCGCUGCAAAAAAAGGUGCCGGUGGAGGGAAACCUAGGCGUUAA